GGCCAGUCCAACCCGCCCCGCGCAGGACCCGGCCAUUGGUGGAGCGCAGGACAGCGAGCGGCGCGGUAGAUCGACUGCCGCUACGCUAUUGGGGGAGGGAAGACAAACUGGAUCCGAACAAACACACACACACACACACAAAAAAAACAGACCAGAUAACAACAAUAUCAAGUUGGAAAUAGAAAGCGCGAGACGCGGCUGCUCGAACAUAUUUACCCGUCGGAAAUACUUCGGAUGUCAGCAUGGCUCAGAUAUUUACUAUAUCAGACAGUGAGUCAGAGGAGGUAGGAGAAACCGAAAAUGACCAAUCGUCUGCCGGAAAGGGGAUGACUGGCGGUCCAAUAGGCCACGCCCUCACUGUGCCUGAGAUGAGACUGGCAGGAGAGGGUCGGUUGAGGAUGAACUCAGAGUCCCAGGCCCAGGAGCUCCAGGGUAGGGGGCCAGGGGUGGAAGGCAUGCCCACAGAUGGAGCAUCUUUCCGGGGUCGCUCCCAGUCGGCCCCCCCUGCCCUCUGGGCGGCCAAGAGAUACGGGCGGCAGCUCCGACGCAUGAGUGACGAGUUUGAUACGUGGCUGGAUAAAGGGGAGAUGAGGCGGGUGAAGAGUGCGGGAGCAGCCAAACAGAUGACCAAGUCCCCCAGCUGGUGGGCCUACCUGUUCAGUCAUAAGGAGACAGAGACAGAACAUACCCCUACCAUCCCACCACGAUCAUCUGAGUAGAGAGGAGGAGGGAGGGAGGGAGGGAGAGAGGGAGAGGGGGGGAGAAGGAGAGCGAGAUGGGGAGAGGAAGGCGAGAGAGAGGGAGGGAGGGAGGGAGAGACAGAGGAAGGAGAGAAGGAUGGGCCUACCCGUUCUCUCACCAAGAGACAGAACCCACCCGUAAUCGUACCGCUAUUUUACCACGGUCAUCAGAGUACAGAGAAUGGGAUGUUUCCCAUGCCAAUAAAGCCCCUUGAAAUUGAAUUGAGAGAGAAAAAGAGGGGGACAGAAGAUGGAUUGGGAGAAAGGGAGAGAUGGGUCUACCUGUUCUCAGCUGCUGCUGAACCACGAUCAGCAAAGUGUAGAGAGGGAUGGAGGGAGAGGAAGGUGUGGAGAGGUGGAAGGAUACAGUAACAAAGUAGAGGGUGGAGAGGUAGAAGGAGAGAAUAAAAGAAGGGAUGAGACCUUACCCAAACAAGAACUAGUUUGCCAGCAAGAAAUUGAUUUUCAACUUCACUCUAGUGAAAGCGUCCACCCAAGGCUGUUUUCUCCCAUUAACACUAUGCAACACAGAGAGAGAGUCCAGACAACAUGCACUGAGACAGAACAAAAUGGCGGUCGGGUUCUCUCAUAAACUCUUCUCCACCUCAAUGAAUCUCUCCUUGUUUCCUCAUAUCCUAUUUUCUCCUCCACCGUAGUGGUCCCUCCCUUCCCUCUGACCUUCUUCUCCAAUGCAUUUUUAGAAGGACACGAGGAGAGGUGGUGUAAGGAAUCAAGGAAAGAUAGUUUGAGAAUGAGUGUUACUGUGUCUGUGUCCCAAAUGGCACCCUAUUCCCCACAGGCCCUGGUCAAAAGUAGUGCACUAUAUAGGGAAUAGGGUGCCAUAGGCCCUGGUCAAAAGUAGUGCACUAAAUAGGGAACAGGGUGCCAUUUGGGACGCAGACCGUGUGGUAGUUAGCAACCACCGCCAGUGAUGGCUGCACUCCGACAACUAGCCCCAUUUCAAAAUAAAUGUCUGAAAUAUGAAGAACCAUAUGGUUUAAAUGACAAUCUUUGAUAGCAGUGCUAGUGAUAUGUUUUGUAUUAAACAAGAACUGCAGGGGAACAUUUUUAUCAGACAAUAGAAUUUAAUUAAAUAAGAUGUAGACUUUCAGAGCAAAACCAAUGAGAAUUAAAGACCUAGUCUUUAAAACUGUAAAUACUGUUAAUAUUUCAAUGAAUGAAACUAAAAUGGACAAUAACAUGUAAACUGCUGAACAACAAAAUGUGAUUUUUAUUAAUGAUACUAUGGUUACGUCACAAAUAGCACCCUAUUCCCUAUACAGUGUACUACUUCUGACCAGGGCCUAUCUAUAUAGGGAAUAGGGUGCCAUUUGAGACGAAUCCCCUCUCUGUAAGCCUGUAUCCUUUUUUUUUUUCUCUACUUAGAGGUGCUACUGCAAGGUCUUCCGUUGCAGCCCAAAUCAACCCCCUACACUUCCAGGCGGUCCCAAUUCGUUCCCUACCCCCUCGAUGUUAGGGGCUGGAUAGUUAUAAGCAGUGCAAUGGUUGACCUUUUAAAAAUUCCACACCUGUAAACAUUGAAUGGUUAGAGCUCGGGCUCCCGAGUGGCGCAGCGGUCCAAGGCACUGCAUCUCAGUGCUAGAGGCGUCACUACAGACACCCCGGUUUGAUUCCAGGCUGUAUCACAACCGGCCGUGAUUAGGAGUCCCAUAGGGUGGCGCACAGUUGGCCCAGCGUCGUCCGGGGUAGGGUUUGGCCGUCAUUGUAAAUAAGAAUUUGUUCUUAACUGACUUGCCUAGUUAAAUAAAGGUUAGUGGGUUUUUUUUAAAAAAUGUUUUAUUCAGAUCAGUCUGUCUUUAUAGUGCACUACCCCUGAUUAGGGGGUAGGGGUUGAUUUGGGAUUCAGCAGUAGCUUCAAUGAUCUGCCUUUCUGUUCGAGUCCAGGCCUUUCUCUGUGACUGGGCCAUGGCUGCCAGCACUACUACCUACCUACCGCCUUAGGCACCGGGCUCAGUCACACUGCAGAGAAGCACAAACAUGCCGGGUGUGUCCCGCAUCACAACGUUGGCAAAACUAUACUCUCUGGAACGGUAUGUAGAGGAAUCCUUAUCAACAGACAGCUUGUCACACACUACUGGUGCCUGCAGCACACAGGCUGCGUUCUAGAUCACAACGUUGCUAAACUCAUCUCUGUAGUGUGUGUGUGUGUCUAUAGUGUUUAACAACAACAAAAAACGUUGGUCGGUAAAUCUGUGCAACAUCUGACCUUUCCUUACAAGGUUUUUUUUAAUUCUGCCUUUUAAACCUGUAUUUGUUUUUAAACCGUUUUUUUAAACCUGGUUUGCGCAACGUUUUGUGGUGUUGAACAUAGCCUGUUAAAACAGGACUGGGCUCUAGUCUAGAUAGAAUUGUGCAACGGGAAGCUUGCCUUGCCGUCUUCUCUGGGCUAUGUCCCAAAUGGCACCCUAUUCCUGCACUCUAAUAGGGAAUAGGGUUCCAUUUGGGACACAAUCUCUGGUAUUACUUGAAACUUGAUGUGUAUGGGGGGGGAAUCUUGAAUACUUUUGCUUUGCUUUCUUUUUCUACAAAAUUACUUUUGUAAAUGUAUUUUCUUUUUGUGACCACUUGGUGUACUAUGGGCAUAAGUAAACAAAUAAACAAAUAAUUUUUACUAAUCAUCA
This is a messenger RNA of Salmo salar (Atlantic salmon), 3382 nucleotides long. RefSeq names its product BCL2 associated agonist of cell death b (gene badb). The record is from RefSeq and is a predicted model, not a curated record. Gene Ontology annotation, biological process: apoptotic process. Lineage: Eukaryota; Metazoa; Chordata; Actinopteri; Salmoniformes; Salmonidae.